This is a messenger RNA of Cuscuta europaea, 359 nucleotides long. The record is from the annotation of a GenBank genome assembly. NCBI's taxonomy places the organism in Eukaryota, Viridiplantae, Streptophyta, Magnoliopsida, Solanales, Convolvulaceae.
UUCAUUCCUAAUGUGGAUGCCUUCGUGUGCGCCGUUCUUCCCGAAUCGCCUAAUAAAGUUGAGAAUUUCACUUCUGGUGGAAUCUUAUACCAUAAAGAUCUAAUGGGGAACCUGCAAAGUCCUAUAGCUUUGUCGUAUCUUAUACUUACAUAUGGAAGGUACUUGGAGAGAUACAAUAGUACCGGUGUGCUGUGUGGAGAGCUUCUCUUUCCGGGUUCUAAGCUUAUAGAUUUUGCCAAAUCCCAGGUGGACUAUGUCUUGGGAGAUAAUCCGAUGAACAUGUCGUAUAUGGUAGGAUAUGGUGAGAAGUAUCCACAAAGAAUACACCACCGAGCAUCAUCAAUGCCCUCCAUUGAAAA